CAUCUCGGAGGAGUAUAAGUACUGGCAGGACGUCAAGCUAUCUUUCCUCCCAGCAACCCACAACCAACUUUACUAUUCAUCAACGCUUUAUUAACUCAAUCAACUACUCUCAUCACAAUUAUGUCUUCCCAAGAGCCCAGCAAAGUAUCCGGUCAAUUCCACUCUGUUAAGGGUACCGCCGUCGAGACAAUCGGCGACGUGACCGGUAUGCAAUCUUGGACGCAGUCGGGUAAAGAAGAACACGCCAAGGGGGAGGGCGAGUACAACGCCGCCCAAGCCAAGGGAUACGUGGAGGGUGUCUCUGACAGGGCUGCCGGCUACAAGGAUUCAGUCGUUGGCGCUGUGACUGGCGACAAAGCUCAGCAGACAACUGGGAACGUCAAGAACGAGAAGGGCCAGACACAGCAAGAGAUCAACAAACCCACAUGAGUCCUAAGCCUGUCUCCUUAGAUAUUGCCCUUCCUCAUC
Molecule: messenger RNA, 468 nt
Organism: Suillus plorans
Lineage: Eukaryota; Fungi; Basidiomycota; Agaricomycetes; Boletales; Suillaceae
Exons: 4
Coding region: 121-429 (102 amino acids)
Source: RefSeq, a predicted model, not a curated record